Zeugodacus cucurbitae (melon fly) is the source of this 3498-nucleotide messenger RNA. Its product is annotated as WD repeat domain phosphoinositide-interacting protein 2. NCBI's taxonomy places the organism in Eukaryota, Metazoa, Arthropoda, Insecta, Diptera, Tephritidae. The coding region runs from base 525 to 2090 and encodes 521 amino acids. Gene Ontology annotation, molecular function: phosphatidylinositol-3-phosphate binding; protein binding; phosphatidylinositol-3,5-bisphosphate binding. The transcript has 5 exons. Gene Ontology annotation, cellular component: phagophore assembly site membrane; cytosol; extrinsic component of membrane. The record is from RefSeq and is a predicted model, not a curated record. Gene Ontology annotation, biological process: nucleophagy; autophagy of mitochondrion; protein lipidation.
AACAACAACGAAUUAGACCAAAAGCAAGUGCAUAAUAUAAAAAUAUAAAAUGUACACAAAAAGAAACGACGAGUAAUCGAACGCCAAACCAAAGGGGAUCUUCAGAAACAAAAGCGUUUGAAUGCAAAGCGUUUUGUACAUUCUCUGAGCAAAGUAGUAACUAAUAUUUCGUCGUAUAAAACGCAAUAGUGUAUAAUAAAAACAAAACUAUCCAGCAGACAUUUCAAAUAGCAAUAACAAAGCUGUUGCGAACUGAGACGAAAUAGAAAUACGAUAGAAGUGGGCGAAGAAGCAAUUGCUGCAGUACACUCAAAUACAGAAAAAAUUCUAGCUGUGCAAAGAAUAAACAAAUAGAUAUUUACUAAAAAAGGUCAAUUGCGGUAAUUUCGCUAAAUAAAAAAAAAGUGUGUUAAAUAGUGAAAGUGUACAAGUGUAUAUUUAUAAAACUACCGAAAACAACUAAAUAACAGUAAUUUCGUGUGUUGUUACAGUUUCGAAGGAAAAGCGCAAAAAAAAGAAUAAUUAUGGCUACCUCAGGAUAUCAACUAAAUUUCAAUCAGGAUUUUACUUCGAUUUCCGUUCUGGAUGGUAGCGAUGGUUUUCGUAUCUUCUCCAUUAAUAGCUGUGACAAGGUUGAGGAAAUCUACACGAGCGAUGCCGAGCAUAUUGUCUUAAUGGAACGUCUCUUUAACACCUCACUAGUGGUGAUGGUCACUGCCGAGAACCCGAAUUGCUUGCAAAUGCUGCACUUCAAGAAGAAUCAGAAAAUCUGCAAUUGUGUCUAUCCCACGAAUAUACUCAGCAUACGAAUGAAUCGUACGCGUUUGAUUGCCUGCCUGGAGGAGAGUAUACACAUACAUGACAUACGCGACAUGAAGCGAUUGUACUCCAUUGAGAAUAUUGCACCCAAUGAGUUGGGCCUGUGCUCGCUGUCGCUCAACUCGCAUUUGGCCUUUCCCAUUUGCAGCACCAGCGGCGAUUUGCGGCUGUAUAACGCCUCCAAGCUGAAACCGGGCAUUGUAAUACAUGCGCACGAAAGCCGCUUGUCGGCAUUGAAUUUCUCGCCGAGCGGUCAGCUAUUGGCGACCGCCUCCGAGCGUGGUACUGUGAUACGUGUAUUCUGUGUGAAGACUGGUCAGCGCGUGCAGGAGUUCAGACGCGGUGUGAAACGUUGUGUGCGCAUUGCAUCGUUGGUGUUUGCGGUGAAUGGACAAUUUCUCUGUGUCACAUCCAAUACGGAAACGGUGCACAUCUUUAAAAUCGAUGAAAAGGCUGUGAUGAUGGCACUAGAGGCUGAAGCCUUGAAGGCGGCUAACGCUACUGCUGAGAAGCAGCCGGAAACGUUAUCACCAACGUCGUCGAGUGCUGAGGCUAGCGGUUCAGAUGUCUCAUUAUCGCCGAAUAGCAGCGGCUGGUCCGAAUAUCUCUCGAAGGCGGUAUCCUCGUACCUUUUGCCCACCCAAGUGAGCGAUGUGCUGGCGCAGGAUCGCGCUUUUGCCACUGUGGUGUUGGCGCAGCCGGGCAUACGUCACAUUUGUGGCUUGACGUACGUACAAAAGGAUCUGAAAGUGUUGAUCGCUAGCGAGGAGGGUUUCCUCUACAUACAUGAAUUCAAUGCGGAGGAGGGUGGCGCGUGCAAACUGCAGGCCGUACACGAUUUGCGCGGUGCACUCGAUGGUGUUGUGGAACUGAGUCUCUCCGAGAACAGUGACAAAAUGUCGCCAGGCUCAUCCAAUAAGGAGGCUAGUGGUAGCGGCAAUGUGCCCACCAUAAAUGUCACCGCUGGUAAUGCUACACAAACUGCUAGUAGCACAACAAAAUCUAGCCAACCAACAACAAGUAAAAGUUCAAGUACAAACGCCAGUAGCGAUGCGAAAAGUAAAAAGAGUACCGUUGCACGCUGUAUCAUACAAAAUCCCGAUCCGGUGCCGGACAAUUCAUAUGCCGGCAUACUUAAGGGUAAUCAAAAGCCUGAUCCACUAACAGCAGACUCUGCCAAGUACCGUAAGCUCUGUGAUGCCAUUGAUACGCCAUCUAAACUCUUCGAUGAACGUCAAUUUCCGCCAGUGGCGAUUGCAGCACGCGACUGACCAACGAAACGCGCGCGCAAUGAGGAGAAGCAACUUUAUGCCGUUGUUGAAAGCUUAAAUUUGAAUUGAAUGUAAUUAAUUGUGUUUGCAAAAGCAAAAAUUUUUAAUUGUCUGUGAGGCUUUCGCAAAGGCACAGCCGCAUUAAAAAAAUAUUAAAUCUAAAAAUAUAAUUAACAAUUAAAUUAGCAAAAUAUAAAGCGUAUCAAUUAGCAAAUAAUUAUUAUGUUUAACAACUAAUGUCUUACAGUUUAAUGCAAAAUAAAAACAAAAAAAUCUAUAUAUAUAGUUACACAACUAAUUGUUAGCGCAUACAUAUAUUAUAUACGAGUAUUAAUAUUUAGUUUUAGCAUUUUAAUUCACACACACAUAUGUAUGUAUGUCUGUAAAUUUAUGUAGCAUAAAAGCAAUGCAAACAAUAUUUGUUAGCCAAUUAAGCUUAGUAAGCAUUUACUUAUAUACAAACACACACACACACACAGAGUUAUAUAUAUACAAACAAUAUAAAUAAUUUACUAAACCCUAGCCGGCAUGUGUCUAAAAAUAUUACGAUUUUUAUGCUUUAUACGCUCUCUUUUAAACGAAAUUUAUAUUUAUUUGUGUUUUUGUUUUUAUUUUUUCGAAGUCACCCAAACGAUUUUUUAGUAUUUAAAGUUCAACUUAUUUUUAUUUUAUAUAUAUAAACGUUAUGUUACUAGCUCAAAAUACUCUCGAUAAAUAUUGAUUUUAUGUUUUAAGUAAACUUUUUGUUUAAACAAAAAAAAAAAUUGAAAUUUUAUUUCGAAAUGCUUUCAUUGCUGCUUACACAUAUAUGUUUGUAAUAUUAAAUUGUAUUUAAUUUUUUGCUAUUUUUCAUUUUAACAACAACAACAAUAAAGUACAAUAGCACAUAAUAGCCACAAAUAUUUUAUAUAUAUACAUAGCUACAUAGUAGUGUACAUAACAGAAUUAACGUCCACACUUAGCGACAAUCUCUCAUCCAAAGUCUUAAAAAAGGAAAAGUUUGAAAUGUCUGUGUACGUAUGUAUGUACAGAUAAACGAUUUGUAUGCAGUUAGAUUUGUAAGCGGUGUGUUACAAUUUGUCAAUAAAUAGCUACAGCAUUGAAAGUGUUAAAACCAAGUACCUAAUAAAUAUAUAUAUUUGAAAACAAACAGAAAGAGCUUAUGAAAAAAUGAAAAAUAUAAAAUAAAUAUAUAUAUAUAUGUAUUGUAAACAGUAAUGUUGCAAUUUUAUGUAAUAGUGUGGGAGUGAAACUUUGAGAAAGAAAAAGAAAAAAAUGCAAAAAAGUAUUAUUAAAAAAAAUUAUAACAAAAAUUCAUGGAAAAUGUUAAAUAAAAUAAAAAUAAUAAUAAAAACAAAACAAAAAAUAAUAAAAAUUCAAGUAAAAAGUUAAAUAAAAUUAAAUAAAU